This is a messenger RNA of Adineta steineri, 702 nucleotides long. NCBI's taxonomy places the organism in Eukaryota, Metazoa, Rotifera, Eurotatoria, Adinetida, Adinetidae. The record is from the annotation of a GenBank genome assembly.
AUGCAUGUACCUAAUAAUGAUAAACGAACAUUUUUGAUUGAAAAAUCGUACAUUCCUGCCGUUCUGGAUGAAUCUGAAAAACCAUCGGAUGCUUUACAUAAUAGUGAACGAUUUGAAACCGUUCCACCUUGUCCUAAAUCAAGAAAUAUCAAUGUACAUAGUUCAUCGUGUUUAUUAUCUCAACAACAGCAUACUUCUUCAUCAAAUAUAUGUGAACCAAUUGAUACAACAAACAGAAAAAUAGCCAUACGUGGACCUCUCACUCGUCAAGAAAUCCGAGAUGAGAUAGGUGCUAUGGCACGAAGUAUUCUAUCUUAUUCAAAUAAAAAUGAUAGAGAAGUUUUAUUGGUUUGUGAUGGAUAUUGUAAAUUAGAUGUUCUUUUUGAAAAAAUAAUACGUGAUAUUCUGGUAGCGACUCAUACACCAAAUCUUGCCGUUUGUCGUUAUACAGAUUUUCAUGAUGAAUCUGUUACUGGCUUACUCAUCACUAUAAGUAGUUAUCACGUUAAACCAUUAGUUUCACUUGAGGAAUCAGCCGAACCAAUCUCUAAUUUAUUCGAUGGAAUAGAAAAAAAUUCAAAGAAUCCAUUCGACGGUCUCAGUCAAGAUAAUUCCGCUUUGAUUCAUCUCUAUACAAUUCAAUUUGGCCCUGAAACUUUCAUUUAUCACUUACUUAACUCCUUAACGGUUAAAUUUUUUUAA